AUGCUUAUAUCAGCCACUAGCCAGUGUCGUCUUGCACGUGCAAGUCUCCCAUCGCAUUCCAGUGAACACGCCACACACAACCAAGGUCCGAUGACGCUGGCCUCGCUAGGAAGACGGACGUUCUCGAUUGGGAGAAGGAUAUCAGGACGAUCGAUAUCCACGUCCGAAGCACUCAUCCCAUCCAGCCAGCCGGCAGUCAUCGUAUCAACAUCACGGAACGAACGGACGGGGAAAAAAGAGACCCGGAAGACGACCGGCCGGCGACCUUCACUAGCAAACGUUAAGGAGGCCGAGCAGCCCGUCUUGCGCUCUCCAACCAAGCCCGCGAGAAGCUACCCGAUCCGGAAACAGUUCAUCUUCGAAUCCUAUCUCGACCUCUUCACCACCAACCAGGUCUGUCUCCUGUUCAGACACGAAGGUCUAACCUGCCGAGAAUGGAACUCGAUCCGCGGCAAAGUCAAAAACUUAUCAUCCUCGUCAUCCACGAUUGAUCCGACUCCCAUUCCGUUCGGAGAGUUCAAGUUCGAGCCCAGCGUCGAUGAUCCCCUUCGGAGUAAAAGCGCACCCCGAAUACAAGUCUUACGAACCAAAAUGAUCUUACCGGUCUUGAAGAGUUUGCUGAAGCAAUCUAAGAUAAGAAGGCAGACGUACGACUCGUUGAUAUACUCGGCAGGAUCCCCGAAGCCACCAACGUCCAAUCCGGCAUCCAAAUCUCUUUCGGCAGCGGAAGACAAGAAGAAGCAGAUGAAGGAAAAGAAGAACCUAACCGGCUCGCUGUUCUCCAUCAGUCAAGCCGACUUCGACCCCUCUCAGAUCAAACAAGUCCUUCAAAUCAUUGCCGCCCAUGGACCCGAUCCGAGCCAACAACAGGAAGCCCCUAAGAAACCAGCCGGUACACACGACCCAAACCUAUCCAAGGAGAAGAUCAAGUUCCUUAUCGGUUUCAUCGACCGUUCGAUCUGCAAAGACACCUCUGACUUGCAAAGAUUCUCCAACCUUAACUCCCUCGAUAACUCUCGCUCUCAAAUCAUCGGCAUCAUCAGUCGCUUCAGUUCCGACCUACUUUUUAAUCUUAAUCAAGCCAGAGCUUCUCAAUUAGUUCAUACCCUCAAAGGCUUUCAGAAAACUCUUGAAGAUCAAGCUCAACAAGAUGCUCCUGCCCCGGAUCAAUCCUCUCCUGAUCAACCCACUCCUACAGAAUAA
Molecule: messenger RNA, 1203 nt
Organism: Puccinia triticina
Lineage: Eukaryota; Fungi; Basidiomycota; Pucciniomycetes; Pucciniales; Pucciniaceae
Exons: 1
Coding region: 1-1203 (400 amino acids)
Biological process (GO): translation
Cellular component (GO): mitochondrial large ribosomal subunit
Molecular function (GO): structural constituent of ribosome
Source: RefSeq, a predicted model, not a curated record